Diachasmimorpha longicaudata is the source of this 4123-nucleotide messenger RNA. RefSeq lists its product as uncharacterized. Bases 7 to 1929 code for a protein of 640 amino acids. NCBI's taxonomy places the organism in Eukaryota, Metazoa, Arthropoda, Insecta, Hymenoptera, Braconidae. The transcript is spliced from 4 exons. The record is from RefSeq and is a predicted model, not a curated record.
AAUAAAAUGUCGACAAACGUGAGAAGUGUUUUGAAAUUGUCGAUAGCCCUCAGAAAUUUAUGUUCAGCAUCUAAUCGAACCCUGUCACUGAGAUUAUUACACUCGUCCUCCGGUUUGGAUGCCAGGUUCAAUCGGCCUGUCCUCGUCAGUGAACCCAGAAGUUCCCAAAGAGCUCUAGAUGAUUUCGAUCAGCCGCAAAAGCCAAAAACAUUCGCCCAAAAAUUACGUGACUCUCAGCUCCCCGAGGAGAUCUUCCAACUAAUAAAGACCCAAUCCUCUCAAAUGAGCGGUUUCCAGGCCCUGAAAUGUCUGGACAGCCUCUUUGAAAUGGGCAAAGCGAGCACAGACAAAAAUUUCACCACUGGUAUGACCCAAAAUGAGGAAUUCGUCACACUCUGCGAUGUCUUGAAGAAACACAUUCGUCAACUGAGCGCAAAGCAAGCAAUAGAGGCCCUGAAAUGCCUCAUUUACUUCAACGUCUCGUCUACCACCGUAAUCAUCCAGAUGCUCCUGCAGAUGGUGAGAACGUCCAUCAAUCAGCUCACCCUCGAUGAGAUUACUUUCCUGAGUUUCCUCCUGCGUAAAUGCCAGAAGACACCGUUGGUGGAGGCACUGACCAUCGCUCUGCCGAUUGUCUUCGAGACCCAGGUGUCGACUCAGUUGAAUCCUGACAAUCUGGAUUCCCUCGUCAGGGUAUUCCAGUAUCUGAGACAGUCAGGAAUGUCCAGCGAUGUGAUCCCCCGACUUUUAAAUAUCAUCGAAAAAACACCCUCUGAAAAUAUUACACCAGCUCAAGCAAAACAGACACUCUUUUGUCUCCUGGAUUGGGACACCAAAACCGAAGUAGCCCAAAAACUGAUUCCCAGGAUGUUGCAGAACCUCGGGGAGAAGAUUGAGGAGCUAAACCCAGCGGAAUUGGCAGCGGUGUUGCGACGGCUGUCUAACCAUGUCUCUGAUGUGAAAACAAAUUCAGAUAUUUUCUAUCACGAGGGCUUUGCUGACGCUUGUGGUGCGACAGUUAUAUCCAGGAAUCUCGGCUUUGAAAUGGCUUUUGAGGUGACCAAUUUCUAUCACCUUGUGGAUCAUGUGAAUAUCGCUCUACUGGACUACAUGGCUGCCAAGUGCUUCCAGGAUAAGUCGAUUCUCAAGAAUGCUGACAAACACCAAAUAUCGUCGUUUUUGUUGUCUCUGUCCGAAGCUGAAUACAAACCAGUUUUCUGGGACUCCAUUAAGGAGUCCCUCAUGAGUGAAAAACUACUGGAGAUCAACGUAGGAAAAUUGUCCAAAGUCGCUAUGUGGAUGGCGUCACUCGACUUGUACUGGCCAAAGUUAAUCGCCCGGACAUUUACUGGCUUUGAAAUCAGAGGUGAGAAAAGCACUUCCGCGAGGAAGAGACUUCUCCUGCUGUACUACGCGGUGAAGAGUGAAUGCCCUGAGUACAAAGGGCCAUGGAUGGCUGAUCAUGUGAUGAAGUACUGCAAGGAGGUUCCUUGUCUGGACAGGACAGAUUAUCCAUUGAAGGAGGCGAUCGAGUGUUCUCUUGGAGGACCCCAGUAUGUCCUGACCAAGCUCAGGACGAGGUUUGGGUACUAUGUUGAUCACGUGGUGAUUAUGAGGAAAGGGUGGUUUCCAAUUGCUAUUAACAAUGCUGGUGACACUGCCAUUGACAAGCUGGAAGACUUGAGUUCUGUACAAGACGGUCAAGUCCUGAUAUUCCUCAACGUCCCUACCUAUGGACACACCCGUAACACAGAUCGUCUGACUGGCCACUGGUCAUUGUUAAUAAAACAACUCGAGGCAGUAGGAAAGCACACAGUCAUUCCCAUUCACUCGAGAACAUGGCAAAAGCUUUCCGAGCCCGAAAGAAUUCGCUACAUCUCACAAGCAAUUAGACUCAAGUGUGACGAACUCUCAGCAGUUGUUAACUGAAAAGACGAGUGGAUUUAGAACUGAAUGUACAUUACGCGAGAAUAAACAGCUGUUUAUUCCAACAUCUUUGAAGGAAUAAAUGAAGGUUUUAUUUCUUAACAUUUUUAUUAUAUGAAAAUAGUUAUUCUCAACAAUAAACUUACGUUAUCAUUACCUCCAGACAAUAUAGUAAUUUGGAGAUUAAAAAAAAAUAUUGAAUGAGUAUUCUCAAGCACGAGGAGGCCGCCUCUCCUCCAGUCUAAGCUAGGGUCUAACGUCAAUAAAAUCUCCAGACUUUGUCACAUAAAAAUUAUGAUUAAAAUAAUCGUAAAAAUCGUUCGGCGUUCGAAGCCUCGCAGCUGCCUGGUAGGAGCACCAUCUGAAUAUCAGCACCACACUCAGUAAAAACCACUGCCUCUGGCGACUCCAAUUCUCACCAAAUAGUUAUUUCGUUUGAAAAGCUCUUGAUAAAAUCACUGGCUCAAACCAAAGACCUUGAGCGCAUUGAAAGCGGUAGCAAGUGCCACUUCCUCCGGUGAUUUUCGCAUGAAAGCAGCCACCAUCUCCACCACAGCAGGCAGUGCACAUGGCUCAUUCCUCUGGAAGGUGCAGUAUCUGUGCAAAAAUGUCAUCGAUCGUUCGGUCAAUCCGUCCUUGACGUGAAUCGGAAGUUUGCUGGCCCUGGUGUUGGGAUACAUGAAUGGAGCGUCUGUCUCGACCAGAAUUUUGUCCAGUGAUAUGUUGCCACCCUCGAGAAUCUGCCUGACCCCACUGUCGGACUUGUCCUUGCAGAGAUACCCCGUGAUACCCAGGUAGAAGCCCUCGUCCAGGUACAGACGCGCCUCAUCAGCACUUCCGAUGAAUGAGUGAAUCAUCACUGGUGGCAGGCGAUUCUUGUAAUUGGAGAGGACCUCGAGAACGUCCUUUUGAGCUCCUCUCUCGUGAAUCACCAGGGGUUUGUUGAGCCUGCAGGCCAGCUCAAUCUGCUUAUGAAAGACUGAUCUCUGGGUCUCGGGAUCUGAAAAAUCUCGGUUGUAAUCUAGACCGCAUUCACCUAUCGCCACACACUCGGGAUUGUUCGCUAUGCUCUCCAGUUCCUCCAUGGUCUCGUCGUUGUCCCAGGAUUUAGCGUCGUGGGGAUGCACUCCAGCGGUUGAGUACAGGGUCCCUGGGUAGAUCCUGGUGAGACGAAGGGCUUCUUUGCUCGAUCUUAUGCUCGCUCCUGUCACCAUUAUCUUCUGUACUCCAGAGUCCUUUGCUCGCUGGAUCACAGAGUCCAGGUCGCGGCUGUAUUUCUUGUUUGUUAGGUUGGCUCCCACGUCUAUCAGAAUGUAGUUCUCGUAGCACUGACUCAUUGGACACACCUCGGACGUUGUCGUGGUGGAACUACCCGCAUUUUCAGACAUUUUGGAGAGAUUUGUUCAGUUACUGGUCCCUGAAGACGAGAAAAAAAUCAUUGCAGGGUUUAUCAUUUUGACGAGUUGCUGGGAGAAAUAAUGAUUUUAUGGAGCAACCAUUCAUCAGCUGUGGUCAAUAAUUAAUUUCAAGGGAUGUGCCCUUGAAAUAAUUUGGUAAUUUUCAAUGAACAUUGAAUUACUUACUAUACUUUCUGGCACCAAAUGAAUUGUUUAGCUAAAAAUUGAGGUAUCUGUUGAAAAAAUUCAAUGGAAAACCACUGAAAGAUUAAUUACCAAUUACCAAAUAUUUUUUCUGCCACGAGGAAUAAUAAAAAUCAAUGGGAGCUUCACAAAACCGACUCAUCAUCAAUUAAAAAUAACUCCAUUUAAUCUGUGACGAUUAGUUGUUGAUUUGAAAGUUUUAAUCAUGAAAAUUCUGGAGGGUUAACCUAUCAGGGUACCUCCAAAGGGCUGAAUUACCCUGGAAUAAUCUCGAUCCAAUGAAUUUUCAAUAAUAACUACCUUCUAAAAUUCACUUACUUGACAUUUGAAGAAUCGAAGACCGGGCGAGUCUCUCCAAAGUCUGAGUUGGAGGGUAAUUCGUGGAUGUAUGAAACCGUUGAGCUUUUCCACGAUGACUUAACCUCCCAAAUAAAGGUGCCCGGGUGUGUGAGUCAUAUUUUUGACAUUGCAUAACCUCUAGAGAGAGUUCAGCCGGUUGAGAUCGGGUUUUCUCCUUGAAUAGUCCAUAAACAAGAGUUGCUUUCGAAGGAUUUAUCCUGCCCCAGGCUGUUAUCAAUUCCAUAACCAUCAUGAAG